CGGGGAAACACAAAAAUAAACAGAAAAUUUUUUCACUCAAUUAAACUGUUUGCAUUUCAAUUUUAAUUUUUAAUCAACUUAGAUAAAUUAGUGUUUAAUUGUUUUUUUUUCUAAAUCAUCUUAUUGUUCUCAUGAUGAAUUUCCAUCAAUACAUUAACCUUGUCCAUUCUUAUAUUGAGGAAAAGCGGGGUAGCGCUUUGUCUCGUAUGUUGACCUACCAGGACACUGAACAUGCGACCAGUGAAAUUAUAAUGAAUGAAGUGAAUCAAAAUUAUAUUAACAGUAGAAUCAAUCCUAAUUGGUCUCAAAUUGUCUUUGGUCAUAUCCAUUGUUGUUUCCUGUUGUUUAACGGUGAUUACAUAAAUGCCUACAAAGAGCAAUGUAAUUGUGUUGCCCUUUUGAGUAAAGGAUUGGCAGUGAUGAAGGAGGAAAAUUGGAUGGCCCCAGUUAUUUGUUUAAUGGCUCGUGAUUUAAGGUUAUUAGCGAUCGCUGCUGAUAUACAAAAUGCUCAUAAAAACUCUGGUAAAUCAAGGGAAGGAUUAUAUAUUCCAAAUGAGUAUCUGGAAAAAGCGGCUGAACCAUUGAUGGCUUUAUUCCGAGCUGUUUGUACCGAUAACCGAACCUCAAUUGAUCGUACUAAAAGAGUUGCCAUGAUGAAUUUGAUUAAUCAAUUGUUUAAAAUAUAUUUUAGGGUUAACAAGCUUCACCUUUGUAGACCUUUAAUUAGAGCAUUAGAUUCAUCAACCAAUAUGAUGGACAGUUUUACCAAAGCUCAAAAGGUGACCUACUAUUAUUAUCUUGGAAUGAAAAAUAUGUUCGAUUCAGAUUAUAAGACUGCCGAUGAACUUUUAUCUUAUUCUUUCGCUAAUUGUCAUCCCAAAUCUUUAAAGAACAAGAGACUCAUCUUAAUCUUCCUUAUACCGGUGAAAAUGCUCCUUGGUGUUAUGCCGACUCAACAAUUACUUGAAAAGUAUCAUUUGUUACCCUUUGCCCCGAUUGCCAGAGCAGUUAAACAAGGAAAUCUAAGUGACCUGGUCAAUGCUUUGGAAACUUAUUCAGAUUUUUUCUGGAAAUUUGGAAUCUACCUGAUAUUGGAUAAACUAAAGAUAAUCGCUUAUAGAAAUGCUUUCAAAAAAGUUUGUCUCAUCAUGAAAACACAUCAAGUUCCAAUUGAAGCUUUCCGAGUGAUUCUUAAAUUCUUACGUAAAGAAGAUGUCUCCAUAGAAGAGGUUAAUUGUAUUCUAGCAAAUUUAAUUUUCGAGGGUAAAAUUAAGGGAUACAUUUCACUUGCCCAUCAGAAAUUAGUUGUGUCAAAACAAAAUCCAUUUCCACCGUUAACCCAAACAUCCUGAGAGAAAUAGAAGAAAGAAAAAAAUUUAUAAUUCGAGUGAAAUAAUCAUGAUAAUAGAAACAAUCUCCAAACCAACAGAGCUGAAUACUUUCUGAUAAUGAUCAUAAUCAUUAUCGUUAUCAUGAUUUUCUUGAAAAAUGUUGUAUUUUUCAUGUAAUCAUAUCAACAUCAUGCUACAUAUUCACAAACUAUUUUAUUAUUUCUCUUGUUAACAUUACUAAUAAUAACACAAUAUGUAUAUCUUUUUGCAUAAAAUCCCCUCAAGCGAUGGCUAAAUCAUCAUUAAUCACCUAUUUCUCUGCAUCUCCUCCGUUAUCACCAUCAUGUUUGAGAAGCAGAGAACCAUCAAAUUUAACUGAUUACCGUUAUUUUUUCAACAGAACAAAAAUGAAAUAAAAAUAACAGAGAUGCAAACAGUUCCUAUUAUGACAAUAA
Molecule: messenger RNA, 1786 nt
Organism: Panonychus citri (citrus red mite)
Lineage: Eukaryota; Metazoa; Arthropoda; Arachnida; Trombidiformes; Tetranychidae
Gene: PCID2
Product: PCI domain-containing protein 2-like
Exons: 1
Coding region: 132-1352 (406 amino acids)
Biological process (GO): transcription elongation by RNA polymerase II; post-transcriptional tethering of RNA polymerase II gene DNA at nuclear periphery; poly(A)+ mRNA export from nucleus
Cellular component (GO): transcription export complex 2
Molecular function (GO): double-stranded DNA binding; RNA binding
Source: RefSeq, a predicted model, not a curated record